Messenger RNA from Anopheles gambiae (African malaria mosquito), 495 nucleotides. RefSeq lists its product as uncharacterized. Gene Ontology annotation, cellular component: extrinsic component of endoplasmic reticulum membrane. Gene Ontology annotation, biological process: vacuolar proton-transporting V-type ATPase complex assembly. The record is from RefSeq and is a predicted model, not a curated record. The transcript has a single exon. The coding region runs from base 1 to 495 and encodes 164 amino acids. Lineage: Eukaryota; Metazoa; Arthropoda; Insecta; Diptera; Culicidae.
AUGGAAAACGCCUCCAAGGAGGAGCUGUGCGAGCUGAUGGACAAACUGUUGCUCAACUCGCUCGAUCUGAUCGAGCAGGACGUUCGGCUGAGCCAGGACAUUGCGCGCCUCACCACCGAGGGCCAGAUGGAGCUGGCACACACGCGCUUCACCAAGGGCCCGAAUGCGGUCAGUGCGGUGCAGCUGCCGACGGAGGACUACAAACCCUUCCAGGCACUGGCCACCGUGCAGGUGGAGGAAGCGGUCGAAGACGACGCGGACCCCAUCCAGCACCGUACGCUCGAGCGGCAUCCGGUGGGCGACGCGGAGGACGGAGCAUCCCGUAUCGAUCCGAGUGCGUGGUUCGGGAUUUUGCGGCCUCCGUCGCUGAACAUUGCGAAGGAACGGUUUGCCCGAUCGCUGGACACGAUCGUCGAGCGGUCCAACGUGCGGGUGCGGCUGAGCAGCUACCUAAACAUGUUCGAGCUGCUCCAGAAGCGUAAGACGGAGCUGUAA